Sipha flava (yellow sugarcane aphid) is the source of this 785-nucleotide messenger RNA. It is a transcript of the gene Vps29, whose product is annotated as vacuolar protein sorting-associated protein 29. The record is from RefSeq and is a predicted model, not a curated record. The coding region runs from base 220 to 744 and encodes 174 amino acids. Gene Ontology annotation, cellular component: retromer complex; endosome. The transcript has 4 exons. Lineage: Eukaryota; Metazoa; Arthropoda; Insecta; Hemiptera; Aphididae. Gene Ontology annotation, biological process: retrograde transport, endosome to Golgi; intracellular protein transport.
ACUGACGAACACGAAUAUAUUUUGUGCUAGCCAUCGGUUUUUGUGUUCUUCAAUUUUUAUUUUUUUAUUGCGAUAAAAUUUGUACUCCUUUUUCAGGAAUCGAUUAACCAACGAACAGUUCGAAAUGGUAAAUUUGAAUUCUUUAUCUAGUUUUUCUCUUAUAUCGCAUUCGUUGUUUACUGGUGAAUAAUACCUUGUUCGGUAUUGGUUAUUGGCGAUAUGCAUGUGCCAUUUCGCAGCAGUGGACUUCCGGCUCAGUUCAAAAAACUACUGACACCUGGUAAAAUACAACAUGUCUUGUGCACAGGCAAUCUAUGUACGAAAGAAAUGUAUGAAUUUUUAAAAUCGAUUGCCAAUGAUGUGCAUGUCGUGCGUGGUGAUUUUGAUGAAAAUCUCAAUUAUCCAGACCAAAAGGUAGUAAAUGUUGGACAAUUUAAGGUUGGUCUAUGCCAUGGUCAUCAAGUGAUACCAUGGGGAGAUCCUGAAUCGUUAGCUUUACUACAAAGACAAUUGGAUGUAGAUGUUCUAGUAUUUGGUCAUACUCAUAAAUUUGAUGCAUUUGAACUUGGAAACAAAUUUUUCUUAAAUCCUGGUUCUGCUACUGGAGCUUUCAAUCCGUUGAAUCCUGAUAUUAUUCCUUCAUUUGUGGUGAUGGAUAUUCAAAGUUCAACUGUAGUGUCAUAUGUCUAUAGGUUGGUAGAUGAUGAAGUAAAAAUUGAAAAAAUACAAUAUACAAAAAAAUGAACUGUGAUGUCUUUUAUAAAUAAUUUCAUGUUCACAUAUAU